CACACUGGCAUUCGAAGUGUCACACACAUUGGUAUUAAGAACUGUCAACAAAAAGUAUUAAAAAGAAGCUUUCAAACAAAAAUAUUUUAUCGGAUACCUGCAAAUCACAAUCAAAAUCAACGAAACUUCAAUUCUAACAGUUUAUUCAGAAAUAUUUGAAAUUGUCUUCGAUGAACGAUAAUGAGUAGUCAAAGUCAUACAAUGGCUGGUCCAUCACCGAAGACUAAGCCAGGAGAAGUCGAGUUGACAGCGAGAUUUUCCGAUCAAAUGGCUCAACUAUGCAUGUCUGACGAUUAUUCCGACGUAACAUUCAUCGUCGAGGAACAUAAAAUACCAGCACAUCGAGUAAUUUUAGCUGCACGUAGUGAAUAUUUUCGUGCUUUGCUCUAUGGUGGUCUAUCGGAGAGUACUCAACACGAUAUAAGACUUGAGAUACCUUUGGAAGCGUUCAAAUGCCUAUUAGGAUACAUAUACUCCGGUUUUCUGUCGUUGUCACAAAUGAAAGAAGAAAAUAUUUUGGACACUCUGGGACUGGCAAAUCAGUACGGAUUCAGUGAAUUGGAAUUGGCCAUAUCGGAAUAUUUACGACAAAUUUUAUCACUUGAAAAUGGUUGUGCAAUUCUGGAUGCAGCGAGACUAUAUAGCCUGGAUACAUUAAUAAAUGUUUGUCAUACGUUCAUGGAUCGAAAUGCUACAGCAAUGCUCGUGCAUGAAAGUUUUAAAAAUCUGUCUCAGGAAUCGCUUUGUGGACUUUUGAAACGGGACUCUUUUUUCGCUCCUGAGGUAAUAAUCUUUGGCGCAGUCAGUAACUGGUGCAAAGUCAAUCAAACAACGGAUAUUGAGGCAGUGGUGUCUGAGGUUCGACUACCGUUAAUGAAUCUUGAACAACUGUUAAAAGUCGUUCGGCCAAGUGGUAUCCUGAGUCCCGAACGAUUAUUGGACGCCAUUGAGGAGAAAACAACAUCGAAAACGUUACUAUAUCGCGGGGCAUUAUGGCCCGAAGAAAACGUAGCGGCGCACCGAUUCGGUUCAAAAAUGAUUGCCAAGGAUCCUAAUGAAUACAGACCGGAACUCUUGGACGACAAUCACAGCCCUUAUGACAUGGAGAAGGGUUACACACGACACACAAUCACCGAUAGAAAUGAUGACGGUAUUAUUGUUGAGCUGGGAACUAUUAGCAUCAUCAAUCACGUUAAAAUAUUGCUGUGGGACAAAGACAACCGUUCGUAUUCGUAUUUUAUUGAGGUGUCGGUUAACCAAAAGCAAUGGGUUCGUGUGGUGGACUAUCACGAAUAUUAUUGUCGCUCUUGGCAAUAUUUAUAUUUUCCUGCUAGAGCAGUACGUUACAUCAAAUUGGUUGGCACUCAUAACACCGAAAACAAGGUCUUUCAUGUCGUCUCCCUCAAUGCUAAAUACACCGAAACGGUACCGACUCUGAUCAAUGGAAUCAUUUCACCAGUCAAAAAUGUGGCCACCGUCGAAAUGAGCGCAUCUGUCAUAAAAGGCGUCAGCCGCACCAGAAAUAAUCUCCUCAACGGUGACACCAAAACGUACGACUGGGAUUCGGGCUAUACAUGCCAUCAGUUGGGCAGUGGUGAAAUUUUGAUUCAAUUGGGCCAACCAUAUCACAUUGGAUCGUUGCGUCUGUUGCUGUGGGACUGUGAUGAUCGGACCUAUUCGUUUUAUAUUCAAACAUCGACUAAUGCACAGAACUGGGAAAUGGCGGUGGACAAACAGAAGGAACAUUUACGUUCGUGGCAACAGUUCACAUUUGAACCGAGACCUGUGGUAUUUUUUAAAAUUGUCGGCACUUAUAAUACAGCGAAUGAGAUAUUUCAUUGUGUCCAUUUCGAGUGUCCUUCGCAAGAACUGACUCAGUGAAUGGAACGUUAUGCUAUUAAAUUAUUGAGCUAAUUCACUCACCAAUAUAUUUUGUUGUAAAUUAUUUUACCCUCGUUUUUACCUCAUUUUUAGCGCAGUUAAACUGUUUGUGUGAAUCUAAUUCAUUAUUUUUUUUGUGGAAAUAAAUGCCAAGUACAACCUAA
Bradysia coprophila is the source of this 2045-nucleotide messenger RNA. RefSeq names its product BTB (POZ) domain containing 9 (gene BTBD9). NCBI's taxonomy places the organism in Eukaryota, Metazoa, Arthropoda, Insecta, Diptera, Sciaridae. The record is from RefSeq and is a predicted model, not a curated record. Gene Ontology annotation, biological process: circadian behavior; modulation of chemical synaptic transmission; adult locomotory behavior. Gene Ontology annotation, cellular component: cytoplasm. Gene Ontology annotation, molecular function: protein binding.